AUGACUCUGUUUAUAUCUUCUUCUGUAGGUGACCACCCUCAUCAGUCGGAUGUAGAGUUUAAUGAUGGAGAGUCAGAUAAAGGAUCCAGUUCUGUUGAUGCAGUGAUUGAGUCUCUCCAUGAAAAUGCACAUGCAGGUGACCACCCUCAUCAGUCAGCUGUAGAGUUUAAUGAUGGAGAGUCAGAGUCUGAUAUGGAUGAUUCUGAUGAAUCUUGGAUUGAUUCAGAUAGUGAUCCUGAUAACUCAUCGAGUAAAAGCGAUUCUGAUAACGCAUCAAGUGAAAGUGAAAACGAUGAAAACCUUCCAGAUGUUGACAAAAGUGUUCCUAAAAAGGGCAAUCAUCAAGUUCUAAAGAGUAUUGAAAAUAUGAAUUCUCCUCAAAAAAGAAAAAAAACAAGUCUUGAAAAUAUGAAUUCUCCUCUAAAAAGAAAAAAAACUCUGUCACGUGAAGAAUGUGACUUCGACAUAGAGUAUCCGAACAUUUUUAUCAAAAAGUUCCAAAAAGGAAAUAAUGAAAGAUCAAAAACCGGAAGAACAUACGACCUUGUUCAUUCAUGUAUGUUUUGUCAUGACCUUUAUUCAAACAUCCAAACUCACAUUGAGAAUAAACAUGCCAACAAAAAAGAGGUACAAGAAAUUAAAACCAUGAAACAGAAAAAAGAGUUCUGCAACACAGAAGAGAAAACUGACCUUAUAAAGGAAAUCAAUAGAAAAGUUACCCUGAUUCGCAAUAAGGGAGACAAUAUCCACAAUAUGUCUGUUCUUCAAAAAGGUGAGGGCGAAAUACUACUUUCAAGAAGAACCCAGAAUAAAUUCAGUCUGAAACAAUAUGGGCCUUGUCCGGAAUGUUUUGAAUGGAUUCAGCUUGAGAAAUCAGUUGCAACUCAUAGGACCUCUUGUCCAGCGUUUAAGACAGGUUCAUAUUUCCAGAGCAAAGGGUCUGUUAUCAUUCAGGCUAAAGUUAUGGCAGGAAAAAUCAUUCCAGAAAGUUCAAAAAUUCUUCAAAAAGAAGUUCUUCCAGCGAUGAGAAGAGACAGCAUUACAGACUGUGUUUUGGAGGACCACAUUAUUCUGAUGCUUGGAGAUAUAUGGCUCAGUAAAAACAUAGAUAAUAAAAGAAAACGAAAACAUUAUGCGAGUUACCACAUGCGACUUGCUGGACGCCUCCUUCUCCUUGUUCGAGAAACAACAAACCUAUCUCUUAGUAUGUCGGAUUUUCUGGUACCAAAAUAUUUUGAUGUUUUUGUGUCUUGUGCACUUAAGGCUUGUGAUGGUGUUGACAAGGAGGAAUCUGAUGAAUAUGACUUGGACCACCCAAGCACGGCUUUAAAAAUUGGGUUUGACCUUUGUCGUUUAGCGUCUGUGAAACUUGGAAACAGUAUAAAAUCUGGAGAGGAACAAGGGCGUUUAGAUGCUUCAAACUUUCUAAACCUGAUGAAGUUAGAAUGGACUGUUAAAGUAACAAAAAUUGCAAAAUCAACCCUGAAUGAGCGUCAUUUUAAUGCUCAAAAGAGUCUACCAGAUCCUGAAGACAUUGCAAAAUUAGCAAAGCACAUCACAAAUGAACUUACCAAUUUUGAUGUGGAAAAUAUGACUCCAGAUAAUUAUAGAAAAGGAGUUAUACUCUCCCAAAGUCGACUUCUAUUGUACAACCGUCGAAGACCUGGGGAACUUGAGGCUUUAAGUUUGAAAUGCUACGAAAACAGAUCAAAAGAAAUGUCUGCUGUGGACAAAUCUUUACGCCUGGAUUUGACGGAUUUAGAAAAACAAAUGUUGGACACCCAGCAUGUUAUUGAAGUUCGCGGAAAGACUGGAAAACGAGUGCCAGUUAUUUGCCCUAAAGAAGUCCUGCCAAUAUUACAAUAUUUGGCCAAUCCAACUGCCAGAAGAAAGGGUGGAGUUAAACCAGGAAAUCCUUACUUGUUUGCAAAUACUGGUAAGCGACAUUAAAACAUACAUGUUGCAAUACAAAGAACUACCCAUGUAUAUGGCCCUAUUUUAUUAAGAGUUAAAUAUUGUCAAUGCAUGUAAUCAUGCAUUACCAAUAGUAAAAAAUUGUUUGAUACAGCUAUUAAAAUGUUGUUAUCAUUGCUCAGUGCUGGAGAUAUUGACAGGCAAUUGGCACAAUGAAAUCUUUUCAAACAUUUAUGACCAUUUGUAUCAAGGUGGUAGUUUUUCUUUAAAAUUGACUAUAAAUAAGUGAAGAUGCAACAGCAGUGGGCAGUGCUUAUUCUACAGCAAAACUACGUGUAACCAAUCUAAGGUUCUUCCAGUGAAUAAAAUCCACAGAGCUAAGAAGUUGGACAAAUAAUUUGAUAAUAAUAUGUUUAAUUUGACAUAUUGUGAUGUACUGCCAUAAAAAUUACAGGUCAUGAAUUCUGGAGGACCCUUAAAUAUUGAUGCAAAACAUUGCAUCAAAUUU
Molecule: messenger RNA, 2422 nt
Organism: Magallana angulata
Lineage: Eukaryota; Metazoa; Mollusca; Bivalvia; Ostreida; Ostreidae
Exons: 4
Coding region: 1-1950 (649 amino acids)
Source: RefSeq, a predicted model, not a curated record